AUGAGCUUCAACAAACUCCCGCUCAAUCCCCGCGAGAUGAUGCAGGGUCUCGUCGGCAAGGACAUUGUCGUGCGACUCAAGUGGGGAGAGACCGAAUACAAGGGCAACCUCGUGUCCCUGGACAGCUACCUGAACCUGCAACUCUCCAACACAGUCGAAUACAUCAAGGACAAACCCACGGGCGAGCUAGGCCAAGUGCUCAUCAGGUGCAACAACGUGCUCUGGGUGCGCGGCGGCAGCAAAGAAGACGCAGACACCAGGAUGGAGGAUUGA
Emericellopsis atlantica is the source of this 273-nucleotide messenger RNA. RefSeq lists its product as uncharacterized. NCBI's taxonomy places the organism in Eukaryota, Fungi, Ascomycota, Sordariomycetes, Hypocreales, Bionectriaceae. Gene Ontology annotation, cellular component: catalytic step 2 spliceosome; U1 snRNP. The coding region runs from base 1 to 273 and encodes 90 amino acids. The transcript is spliced from 2 exons. Gene Ontology annotation, molecular function: RNA binding. The record is from RefSeq and is a predicted model, not a curated record. Gene Ontology annotation, biological process: spliceosomal snRNP assembly; mRNA splicing, via spliceosome.